Messenger RNA from Pecten maximus, 1089 nucleotides. Its product is annotated as mucin-2-like. NCBI's taxonomy places the organism in Eukaryota, Metazoa, Mollusca, Bivalvia, Pectinida, Pectinidae. The transcript is spliced from 2 exons. The coding region runs from base 1 to 1089 and encodes 362 amino acids. The record is from RefSeq and is a predicted model, not a curated record.
AUGGUUGACCAAGCCAUGUCCUGUUCUGCAUCGAGUACUACACCUGGAGCUGCGCCACCAACGUCGGCUGUUAAAAGACAUACUACUCUAGAUGCUUAUCCAGACACUUCACCAGCCACUGCUCCAUACACUUAUCAAUACAAUAUUUUACGAACUACUAAAUUCCCUACUUUAGACACUCCUCUAGAUGUUGCUCCUAGUACUUCUCCGGGCACUACUUCAGACACAUCUCCAGAUACUACUAUAGACACUUCCUCGGACACUACUUCAGACACAUCUCCAGAUACUACUAUAGACACUUCCCCGGGCACUACUUCAGACACAUCUCCAGAUACUACUAUAGACACUUCCCCGGACACUACUUCAGACAUAUCUCCAGAUACUACUAUUGACACUUCCCCGGACACUUCUUCAGACACAUCUCCAGAUACUACUAUAUACACUACACCGAACACUAUUCUAGAGACUUCUACAGACAAUAAUCUAGACACUUCUUCCUACAAUACUCUAGAUAAUUCUCCAGACAGUACUCUUGGCAUCACCCUAGACGCUACUCUAGACACUUCUUUAGACACUACAAUGAACACCUCCGGCACUGCACUAGACACUUCCCCAGACACUUAUCGAACCAUUUCUGCAGACACUACACAAGACACUACUCCUGACAUAUUACGCGACACUACACCAGACAUAACCCCAGACACUUCACGAGACAUUACACUAGACAUUUCUUCGGACGUUACUCUAAACAGUGCCCUAGUGACUACUUCACAUUUUUCUAUUUUUACCACCAAACCUAUGUGUCCAUGCCUACCUGUCCAUCAGAAGUAUGCUAACAUCACAAAGGAAGAAUUGACCAAUAUCGUGAAAGCAAUUAAAAAAGAUCUGUUAUUAAACAAGACUUUAUUAGCGACACAUAUUCGUCGGAAACUGUCAGCCAAAGACAAUCGUAUAACGUCAAAGAUAAUGGGAUACACAGGGGCCACUCUGUUGACCACGCCCAUUAUCAUCAUUGUAAUGUUUGACUUGGUUGAUUUAUUCACGUAUUUUUUAGCGUUCAGGCGAAUUCGAGUUGUUUUCCCAUUGUGA